AUGAAGGGUAGAAGAAAGAUUGAAAUGAAAAAGAUGACAAACAAAAGCAACCUCCAAGUGGCCUUCUCGAAGCGACGUAGUGGGGUAUUCAAAAAAGCUAGUGAGCUUUCCACCCUUUGUGACGCUGAGGCUUGUCUUAUCAUCUUCUCACCAAGUGAAAAGGUCUUCUCUUUUGGUCAUCCCAAUGUUGACUCAGUGGUACACCGCUACCUUAUAGAGGUUGCACCACAUGUCACACAGUUCAUGGGAGUGAACCUGCAUGAAUUCAAUGCACAACUCACCAAGUUCACCACCCAACUUGAAACUGAGAAGAAACGUGCUAGUGAGCUGAAACGAUUGCAUAAGGUCGUUCAAACUCAAUGGUGGCGGGCAACUCCUACUAAUGAGAUGACCAUUUUGCAAUUGAACGAGUUUAAGGGGGCAUUACAACAAAUGAAGAUCAACACCACUCGCAAAUCUGAAAUGAUUCUCAUUCAUAAUGCUAUUAACCCCACUUUAUUUUUCGCAAACGAUAACUUUCUAGCCUAGCGCCACCGAUGAAUAAUCAUGGAUUAGUAGAGAUUAUGAAUCAAAUGAAUCACUGUGACUUUACCAACAUGAGAGGGGGGUCAUGUCAUAUGAUUACAAACUUAAUUAGUUGAUCAAUUUGUCUUGA
Glycine soja is the source of this 655-nucleotide messenger RNA. Its product is annotated as agamous-like MADS-box protein AGL62. The coding region runs from base 1 to 528 and encodes 175 amino acids. Gene Ontology annotation, biological process: positive regulation of transcription by RNA polymerase II. The record is from RefSeq and is a predicted model, not a curated record. NCBI's taxonomy places the organism in Eukaryota, Viridiplantae, Streptophyta, Magnoliopsida, Fabales, Fabaceae. The transcript has a single exon. Gene Ontology annotation, molecular function: protein dimerization activity; RNA polymerase II cis-regulatory region sequence-specific DNA binding; DNA-binding transcription factor activity, RNA polymerase II-specific.